CAUUUAUACACGCCCCGUUAUACAAAACACUCCCUCGACUAGUACAGUCGUGGGCUCGGAAAAGAAAUGCUACAUUUUGUCUAACCCGUCGUCUAUUCUCGUGCACUGACAGCUUUCUGCUACUACCCAAAUCUCUCACUAUGGUGUCCCAUAAGGAGUUUGAGACUGCAGGAAAAGCUCCUGGUCUGCAGAUAUGGCGCAUUGAGAACAUGGACCUAAAGCCGGUCCCUAAAAAUCUCUAUGGCAAUUUCUUUACGGGUGACGCUUACAUCCUGCUGUACACUACCACGGCACCAUCAUAUUUCAUACAUAUGUGGAUAGGAAAUGAGUGUUCUCAGGAUGAAAGUGGAGCUGCGGCUAUCUUUACUACACAGUUGGAUGAUUUCCUUGGAGGUAGUCCCGUUCAGUUCCGAGAGGUCCAAAACAACGAGUCGACCACCUUCCUGGGCUACUUUAAGUCUGGCAUUAAGUAUAAGCAAGGUGGGGUUGCAUCUGGCUUUCAUCACGUGUCGACCAAUGACGUCGAUGUGAAGCGUCUGCUGCACAUCAAGGGCAGACGGGCAAUCAGAGCCACAGAGGUGGGGAUGACCUGGGCCAACUUUAACAAAGGAGACUGCUUCAUCUUAGACCUGGGGAAGGACAUUUAUCAAUGGUGUGGAAGCGACUGCAAUCGUUUCGAGCGUCUGAAGGCCUCCCAGUUGGCCAUUGAUAUCCGGGACAAUGAAAGGAAUGGCAGGGCCAAGCUGCACAUGGUGGAGGAUGGAGCAGAGCCAGAAGCUAUGACUAAUGUUCUUGGGCCGAAAUCCAGCAUUGCCCCUGCAACUCCAGAUAAUGAUGAAGUAGAAACCUCCAACAAGAAGAAGGGAGCUCUGUUCAUGAUCUCAGAUGCAUCUGGUUCCAUGAAAACAACAGUUGUGGCCCAGACCAGCCCGUUCAAGCAGGAGAUGCUCUCCCCCAAUGAGUGCUACAUCCUGGAUAAUGGAGUUGAUAAGAAUGUGUUUGUGUGGAAAGGACCAAAUGCAAACACAGAGGAGCGCAAAUCGGCAAUGAAGGCAGCAGAGCAGUUUAUCAAAGAGAAAAAUUACUCCAAUAAAACACAGAUCCAGGUGAUGCCUGCAGGGGGCGAGACUACGCUGUUCAAGCAGUUUUUCUCAAACUGGAAGGACAAGGACCAAACCACUGGCCCCAGCAAGGCCUACACCAUAGGCAGCAUAGCCCACGUGGAACAAAUUCCUUUUGAUGCCUCCACCCUUCAUAGUAACAAGGCCAUGGCAGCCCAGCACAACAUGGUCGAUGAUGGUUCCGGAAAAGUCCAGAUUUGGCGUGUGGAAGGAGGGACCCGUGUUCCAGUGGACCCUUCGACCUAUGGUCAGUUCUUUGGGGGAGACUGUUAUCUGAUCCUCUACAGUUACAAGCAGGGAAGCAGAGAGCAGCAUAUCAUCUAUACUUGGCAAGGGCUGAAGUGCACACAGGAUGAGCUGGCAGCUUCUGCCUUCCUUACUGUCCAACUGGAUGACUCCAUGGGUGGAGCCCCAGUUCAGGUGCGUGUGACCCAAGGUCAGGAGCCGCCCCACCUUAUGAGUCUGUUUAAGGGUAAAGCCAUGAUAAUCCACAGUGGAGGCACAUGCCGCACCGGUGGCCAGUCCCAGAUGGGCAGCACACGCCUGUUCCACAUCCGCCAGAGCUCCUCCAAAGCUGCUCGUGCUGUAGAGGUUGAGCCCUCUGCAUCCAACUUAAACACCAAUGAUGUGUUCGUGCUGAAGACGGCAAAUUCUGUGUUUGUGUGGAAAGGGGCUGGUGCCAGCCAGGAUGAAAUGCUUGCUGCUAAACAUGUGGUCAGUGUCCUGGGAGGGAGUGCCACUGAUGUUGCAGAGGGUAAAGAACCAGCUGGAUUCUGGUCAGCUCUGGGAGGAAAGAAGGAUUACCAGACAUCUCCAAAUCUGAAGAACAUGGUCAAACCACCACGCCUGUUCGGUUGCUCCAACAAAACAGGCCGGCUCAUGGUUGAGGAAGUCCCUGGAGACUUCAAUCAGUCAGACUUGGCUACAGAUGAUGUCAUGUUGCUUGACACCUGGGAUCAGAUCUUCCUUUGGAUCGGUAAGGACGCCAAUGAGGUAGAGAAAACCGAGUCACCAAAAAUAGCCAAAGAUUAUGUGGCCUCUGAUCCCUCUGGACGUCAUGGGUUGCCCAUCACAACCAUAAAGCAGGGAGCUGAGCCCCCAACCUACACAGGCUGGUUCCAGGCCUGGGACCCAAAAAUGUGGGACACUGACCCUCUUGAGAGAAUCCGAGCUCGCUUUUAAAUCCAGAGACGUUCUCAUUCACAUUCCUUGGCACAUAUUGUAACUUUCCCCAUUUUUCUGUAUCCAAACAAUUUAUUGAAAUAUCCAACUAAUUUGAGUUAUUAAAACAUGAUCUUAUCAGAUAGCUGUGUGGAUGAGAACCAAAUGGCAUCUUAUAGAAAAAAACUUUUUUAUCUAUUUUAUCAUUUUUUAAUUAUUAGCACUUACAAAAUAACUGCAACAUAAUCCCUUGUUGAGGGUUGCCAUGUUUUACCCUUGCUGUUUACUUGGUGGGCACACUGCCAUUAUGUAUUGCCUUAUUUUUUUCAACAAAUGGCAAAAAUGUCUGGGGGACCAUUGCUUCUUUAAGAUUAUAAGGGAAGCAUUUAUGCAGGCAUAUGGCUUUUAUAUGAGGAAUGGAUUUAUUUUCAACUGUAUUUUUGUUUUAACUUGAUCUUUAAUAAAUCAGGAUUUUGAGAACAUGAA
Messenger RNA from Triplophysa rosa, 2768 nucleotides. RefSeq names its product scinderin like b (gene scinlb). Gene Ontology annotation, molecular function: phosphatidylinositol-4,5-bisphosphate binding; actin filament binding. The coding region runs from base 141 to 2303 and encodes 720 amino acids. NCBI's taxonomy places the organism in Eukaryota, Metazoa, Chordata, Actinopteri, Cypriniformes, Nemacheilidae. Gene Ontology annotation, biological process: actin filament severing; actin polymerization or depolymerization; barbed-end actin filament capping. The record is from RefSeq and is a predicted model, not a curated record. Gene Ontology annotation, cellular component: actin cytoskeleton; cytoplasm. The transcript is spliced from 17 exons.